This is a messenger RNA of Leopardus geoffroyi (Geoffroy's cat), 4126 nucleotides long. Its product is annotated as interferon regulatory factor 4-like. The record is from RefSeq and is a predicted model, not a curated record. The transcript has 5 exons. NCBI's taxonomy places the organism in Eukaryota, Metazoa, Chordata, Mammalia, Carnivora, Felidae. Gene Ontology annotation, cellular component: nucleus. Gene Ontology annotation, biological process: immune system process; regulation of transcription by RNA polymerase II. Gene Ontology annotation, molecular function: DNA-binding transcription factor activity, RNA polymerase II-specific; protein binding; RNA polymerase II cis-regulatory region sequence-specific DNA binding. Bases 2327 to 3940 code for a protein of 537 amino acids.
CAUUCCGCAAGUGCGGGGGUGCAGAACUCUGCCGGGGGCUGGAGCCUGCCACCUCCCAUAAGUUGCAGUGGGCAGGGCUGAACUCCGAGACUCCAUGCGCUGCCCUGACCCCCCACCCCAACCCGUCCCUCGGAGCCCUGGCCUCCUGAAAAGGCCCCUGAACCCCUCCUUCUCCCUGAACCUCUUUCUUCCUCUGGGCCCUUCUCUUCCUCACCAGCUCCCUCCUCUUCCCUAUUCACAGAUCCUAGCUGGGAAGCCAUAGGGGAGUGCCUUUUUCAUGCCUGCCUGUUUACAUGCAUGAGUGCACUUAAUCCUCGGGAGGAAACUGAGGCUCAGAAAGGGUAGGCAGCUUGCCUGAGGACAGCUAGAGUAGGUGAGGCUGGAUUUGAACCUGGGCAGUCUGUGCCCUGUGGUGGUUGUUAAGAAUCAGUUCCUUAGUGCCCAUUUUAAUUGGAUUAUUUGGGGCUUUUUGGUGGUAACUUGAAUAUGUUCUUUAUAUAUUUUGGAUAUUAACUCCUUUUUGGAUAGAUCAUUUGCAAAUACCUUCUCCCACUAAGAGCCUGCCCACCUAGAGCUGAAAGCCCCAGGGCAGCCACUGAGGAUAGAAGGCUUCAGGGCAACCCAAGAAAGCAGCAAACUGACCCCAAGGGUACACAGAGGUCAUCCGAGCUGAGUUUUCCUAACCUAAAGGUUACUUUCAACUGGGGUUGAGAGGGGUCUGAAAAAACCCUGACCUAAUAGCCACUUGUAUGGGGUUCCUGUUAUGCACCAAGCACUGUUCAGAGACUAUGCACCAAGACUGUGUUCAGAGCUGUGGGGGAGGCCCAGAUGCCAGUACUGGGAGUUCGAGGAUGGAUGAAAUAAUCCUCACCUGCUGCCCAACCUGCUCCUCAGGAAACAGGUUGGUGUCCAAGGUCACCAGCUAGCAAGUGGUGGGGCUGGGAUUUGAAUCCAAGCAGUCAGGCUGGGAAGUUGAGGGCACGCCAUUCUCCUAGUUACUAUGAUUUUGCCACCCAGAAAUAUGAAGAGACUGACACACUUCAGUUUCGCACUUAGAUGUCAUCAUUACCCUUGGAUUCAAUCCUAUGAAAUGCUUUGGGCCCCCCACUGGAGCCCUACAGUGAGUCUGAAUCCUGGCCACACCCAUAGAGGUGUCAGAACUGAGUGGCUGUUGGCAUGUGAGAACAGAGGGGUGAGGAGCAUAAAGAAGGCCCCCCUGACCCUCAAGGCGCCCAUGAAGGACAGUGCUACCAGUCUCUGGUCAAUGCUGACUGGGCAUCCAGCUCUGUGCUCCCUCGGGGUUGAGUUUCCCCAUGUGCACAGCAAAGGCUGCACUGCCUGACCUCUUUCAAAUCGCACCCCACCCCCCUUUGGCAAUUGAAUGAAAGACACAAGCCCUGGAAAAUGCAUAGGCAUGAAAAAAUUUGCAUACACUUUCUGCGGGGUUGGGUGGGGGUGUCCGUAAACCCCAGGCGUAAGCUGUUGGAAGGCAGUGUGGGGAACUGUUUAGGUUCCUGGGCUCUGGGGACACAGAGACACAGGUUCAGAUCCUGACUGCCCCCACAUACUAGUUCUAUGACCCUGUUAUAGAACCCAGAGGGCUUUCACCUCUCUGAGCCUUAUUCUUCUUAAUCAUAAAAUGCGUAAUUAUCACCUCACCAUGCCGUUGUGAGAACCAACUGAGACCCUGCAGGAAAGGCUUUAGCCUGGCCAACACUGUAGUGAGGCAUCAGCAGAUGAGGACUUCCAAUAUUCAAGGAGCUAUUUCUCCAAGGGUGACCCUUGGACCACCUGGAUCAGAAUCCCCUGGGAGAACUCGUUAAAUGCAGAUUACUGGGCUUCUUGCCCAGAAAGCCUGAUUCUGCGGGUCUGGGAUGGAGGCAACGAGUGUACAUUUUAAACCAGUCUCUGCCUCUCAAUUCUGAUUGGAGUUAGUCUAAGAAGCACUAUGGCUUUACAACCUCUACAGUCUAGGUCCCGUAGGCUGGGAAGAACAGAAAACAGGUGCACGGGCGGGGCAAGGGACGCCUCUGGGUGCCCGUCCACUCUGGGGAUGGACAUAUCCCGGGCUACCCACCCCCUACCUUCCAAUGGGUCUUGGCGUCUCACCGUGCCUCUGCCCCCUCGGCGCCGCCAGGCUACCACAGGGAGGGGCGAAAGGAUAAGGCUUCCCGGGUGAGGGGGGCAGAAAGGAAAGCGAAACUUGUCUUUCCAGAGCUUUCACUUUCGCCGCCUCCGCGCGCCACCCAGGUGGCUUCGCGAUCCACUGUCGCGCUGGGGUCCCGCUCUCCCCGGGACCUGGUCCCUCCGGCGCACGGAGGCUCGGAUGGCCGGCGACCCCUGGCGGAAGGAGGAGGGGAAGGUCCCCGACGGCAGGCGACCGAUGGCGGGGGCCGGGGGUCCCCAGCGCCUCCGCGACUGGCUGGUGGCGCAGAUCGAGAGCGGGCGCUAUGCGGGGUUGCGCUGGGAGGACGCAGGCAAGACCCUCUUCCGCAUCCCCUGGAAACACGCGGCCCAGCAAGGCUACCAGGCGCAGCAGGACGCGGCGCUCUUCAGGGCCUGGGCCAUACACAAGGGCAGGCACCUAGAGGGCAUUGACAAGGAAGACCCCCCCACAUGGAAGACCCGGCUCCGCUGUGCCCUCAACAAGAGUGCUGACUUCUGUGAGGUGCGUGAGCGCAGCCAGCUGGACAUCUCCGACCCCUACAAGGUCUACCGGAUUGUGUCCGGCAGUGCCCAUGGCCCAGUGGCCAGGACUUGCGCCCCGCCUGGGAAGAAGAACAUCCUCCGGAGCCGGCAGGAGCCCCCUGGAGAUGUGAUGGAGCUGCUGGCCCACAGGACAGACCAGGCCAGUUGUCCUGCCAGCCCCUGCAGCCUUGCCAGCUCAGUCACCUCUGCCCUCGGUGCUCUCUGGCACUGUCGUCUGUCCUGUCCUCUUCUCCAGCUGCUGCCUCGUCACCAUCCCUGUCUCUCCUGCCAGCUCGACCUCUUCUUACCUCUGCUCUACCUCUACUACCACCCUCGGCCCCGCCGGCCCCUUCCCUUCGCCUCCAACGUCUGCGGCUCCACCGCCGGCUGCAUCCGCCCUGUUUCCUCCAAACUCACCCCUCGCCCCUGUCAUCCCUCGCGCCUCUGUCCCCACCUCUGUCACCUCUGUCCCAUGUCUAUCACCUCUGUCCUCAUCUUUAUCACUUCUGUCCCCAUCUCUAACACCUCUGUCCUCACCUCUGUCACCUCUGUCCCCUCAUCUCUGCCACCUCUGUCCCCAUGUCUGUCACCUCUGUCUCCAUGUCUAUCACCUCUGUCCCCAUCUCUAUCACUUCUGUCCCAACUCUAUCAUGUCUGUCCCCACCUCUGUCACCUCUGUCCCCUCAUCUCUGCCACCUCUGUCCCCAUGUCUAUCACUUCUGUCUCCAUCUCUGUCACCUCUGUCCCCAUCUCUAUCACCUCUGUCCUCACCUCUGUCACCUCUGUCCUCUCAUCUCUGCCACCUCUGUCCCAUGUCUAUCACCUCUGUCUCCAUCUCUGUCACCUCUGUCCCCAUCUCUAUCAUGUCUGUCCUCUAAUCUCUGCCACCUCUGUCCCCAUCUCCAUCACCUCUGUCCCCACCUCUGUCACCUCUGUCCCCUCAUCUCUGCCACCUGUCCCCAUGUCUAUCACCUCUGUCCCCAUCUCUAUCACUUCUGUCCCAACUCUAUCAUGUCUGUCCCCACCUCUGUCACCUCUGUCCCCUCAUCUCUGCCCAUCUCUGUCCCAUGUUUAUCACCUCUGUCCCCAUCUCUAUCAUGUCUGUCCUCUAAUCUCUGCCACCUCUGUGCCCAUCUCUAUCGCCUCUGUCCCCAUCUCUAUCACUUCUGUCCCCAUCUCUGCCACCUCUGUCCCCAUCUCUAUCACCUCGGUCCCCUACCUGCUCACUCUGCCCUCAUAUGUCUCUCCCUAGCACAGUGAGCUUCACCUCUGACUCCAUAACCUCCAUCGACUCUCUUUACUUCUAUGAGGGAAAGGGUCUUGAGCUCUGAAACCUCAAAGUCUCUAUCAACCCCACUGGCCUCAGUCUGCCCAGACUUCCCUCUGCCCCAGUGAGCACAGUCUGGGAACUCCGGUGACCCACAGUCUCCUCUCCCAC